CCACGAAUGCAAUAUGAAGUCUUGCACCCACAUCGGUCUCUUGGCAAUUAGAAGAGAUAUGAUAUCUCCUCAUUUUCGACCCUAAUUGCAAAAGGACAAGACGGGACAACCCCAGAAGAUAGUCUAUCUAUGCAUGGCAUUGGUGCCGAGAAAGGACCCUUGCCCGAGGGUCAACGUCAUUCCUCUGGGCGCCGAGCCGCGCCCGGCCCCCGCCAAGUAUGCAGGUGUCAACAUCCAUGCAUUUCCGUGUGUGGGGUGCCGUCCAACAAUCCCUACUAGGUAGCCUCUUCGCAUCUGAUCUCUUUCCAAUCAUCCAUCCUUGGUUGGGGGAUUCUGUGGAGUUGAGCAUAGUUGUGGUUGGUCCCACGUUGUUUAUGGUGGCUACUGGCAUGGCCUUCUACUUUCACUCCCCUACUCUUGGUGGAGUAUUAUCUUUAACUGUAAUACUACUUCUCUUUUGUUUGGGCCUCAUUGUUGGUUAUCAUGGGCCUUUCUCCAGUUUUGAGCUGCAUGAUUCCCCUGCCUGGACGAGAUCGCUGGUUAUCCUAAGCGACAAGCGAUUUGGUCACUUGGAAGACAGCAUUCAUUCGCGAGGUGCAUGGAGUUCGGCUGAUCAUUGUGGUCUACCUUUGAUAUUUCUGUUUAGUUUUUGCCAGGCUUGCUGUGUUCUAUUGGCACCUGGACUGCAUUACACUUGGGCUUUAUGCUCGAUAAUCAAUCUACACCAAAUCUCUGGAAAUGAACCUUCUACCUAUUCUAGAAUCAUGGCACUCUUGUCUACUUUGCUGACCAAGGAUAGGGAGCUAGCCGACCGACUCCUCUACCCAGGUCGAGCUUCAUCAAGAGGUCAAAUUCUACAACUGCUUGGUGGCUGAGUCUAAGAAUUGUGUGCAUAUCGGCCAAGGUGAAUGGUCUAGUACACAUGGACAAGAGUGAAUCUCCUCCAUGGACCUGAUGCAGAAACAACUGUGAAUCUCCUUUCCAUUAUGGAAGCCCGGCCACAUUAGUGAAAGGUUUGU
Aspergillus uvarum CBS 121591 is the source of this 1019-nucleotide messenger RNA. RefSeq lists its product as uncharacterized. Lineage: Eukaryota; Fungi; Ascomycota; Eurotiomycetes; Eurotiales; Aspergillaceae. The transcript has a single exon. The record is from RefSeq and is a predicted model, not a curated record. The coding region runs from base 219 to 875 and encodes 218 amino acids.